Messenger RNA from Nothoprocta perdicaria, 2999 nucleotides. It is a transcript of the gene LCORL, whose product is annotated as ligand dependent nuclear receptor corepressor like. Gene Ontology annotation, biological process: regulation of transcription by RNA polymerase II. The transcript has 7 exons. Gene Ontology annotation, cellular component: nucleus. The coding region runs from base 1 to 1809 and encodes 602 amino acids. NCBI's taxonomy places the organism in Eukaryota, Metazoa, Chordata, Aves, Tinamiformes, Tinamidae. The record is from RefSeq and is a predicted model, not a curated record. Gene Ontology annotation, molecular function: DNA binding.
AUGGAAAAGGGAACAGACAGAAUGGCCGCCGCGGCGCCCGCUCCUCCCGCCGCCGCUGCCGCCUCGCAGUGCCGGAGCCCCCGCUGCACGGCGGAGCGCAGGGGAGUCCGCCGCGAACUCGACUCCUGGCGGCACCGGCUCAUGCACUGUGUGGGUUUUGAAAGUAUUUUAGAAGGGCUUUAUGGACCAAGGCUACGAAGAGACCUCAGCUUAUUUGAAGACUGUGAGCCAGAAGAGCUAACUGACUGGUCUAUGGAUGAGAAAUGUUCCUUUUGUAAUUUACACAAAGAAACAGUCAGUGAUCGUGCAUCAGUUAUCGGUUCUUCACAGUCGACGCCUACGGAGGAACUGUCAUCUCAGGGCCAGUCCAACACUGAUAAGAUUGAAUGCCAAGCAGAAAAUUAUCUAAAUGCACUCUUUCGAAAGAAAGAUCUUCCUCAGAACUGUGAUCCUAACAUUCCCCUAGUUGCUCAGGAAUUAAUGAAAAAGAUGAUCCGUCAGUUUGCGAUUGAGUACAUUUCAAAAAGUAGCAAAAUUCAAGAGAACAGAAAUGGUUCAUCAUUUGAACCAAGUCUGAUAUGUAAAAGUAUCCAAAUGAACCAAACGGAAAACUCCCUUCAGGAAGAACAGGAUAGUCCUCUAGACCUCACUGUGAAUCGAACUCAAGAACAGAAUACUCAGCAAGGGGAUGGAGUGCUAGAUCUCUCUACCAAGAAAAGCGCAAGGUUGGAAGAGUCAAAAUACGAUCCAUCGUGUUCUGAAAACUCAGUGUCUGGGAGACUACACAGACACAGAGAGGACUAUGUGGAAAGAAGUGCUGAGUUUGCAGAUGGUUUGCUCUCAAAAGCUUUGAAAGACAUUCAGUCUGGAGCACUGGACAUAAAUAAAGCAGGCAUACUUUAUGGCAUACCUCAAAAAACUUUACUUCUCCACUUAGAAGCCUUACCAGCAGGAAAGCCUGCACCUUUUAAAAACAAAACUCGAGAUUUCAAUGAUAGUUAUUCCUUUAAAGACAGUAAAGAAACUUGUGCAGUCCUACAAAAAGUAGCCUUGUGGGCAAGAGCUCAAGCAGAGCGCACAGAAAAAAGUAAACUCAGUCUACUUGAAACCUCAGAAUUAAAAUUCCCAACAGCUUCCAGUUACCUCCACCAAUUAACUCUACAGAGAAUGGUCACUCAAUUUAAAGAAAAAAAUGAAAAUCUUCAAUAUGAAACUUCAAGUCCUACUGUACAAUUAAAAAUUCCUCAGCUAAGAAUAAGUUCUGUAUCCAAACCACAGUCUGAUACUGCUGGUCUUCUGGAUGUUAUGUACCACGUUUCUAAAACCUCCUCAGUCCUAGAAGGAUCAGCUCUUCAAAAAUUGAAAAAUAUACUCCCUAAACAGAACAAAAUUGAAUGUUCUGGAGCUGUAACUCACUCAAGUGUUGAUUCCUACUUUCUGCAUGGGGACCUCUCUCCUUUGUGUCUUAAUGCUAAGAAUGGAACAGUAGAUGGAGCCUCAGAAAAUACGGAAGAUAGUUUGGAUCGUAAAGAUAAUAAGCAGCCAAGGAAAAAACGUGGCCGCUAUCGGCAGUAUGAUCAUGAAAUAAUGGAAGAAGCAAUUGCAAUGGUAAUGAGUGGGAAAAUGAGUGUUUCCAAAGCACAAGGAAUUUAUGGGGUACCUCACAGCACUUUAGAAUAUAAAGUAAAAGAAAGAUCUGGAACGUUGAAGACUCCGCCGAAGAAGAAACUCCGAUUACCAGAUACUGGCUUAUUUACUAUGACAGAUUCAGGGACUGGCAGCUGCAAAAAUAGUAGCAAGCCUGUGUAGAAUAAUUGUUAGCAAAUUGUUCUGUGUGUGCGUGUGUGUGCGCGUGUGUGUGCGUGUGUGUAUGUAUGUCUUUAUACACACACUGUGUGAGAAAUACAUAUGCUCACUCUGACAGAAGACAUGAAAUUAUACAGUUCAAAAAACCACAUACAUGCCUUUUGAAAAUAGUUUUAUUCAGGGUUUUCACUGUGGACAGAAUUAUAGAGUUGCUCACUUAAUUCUGAUAGUGUGUAUUUAAUAUAAUCCUUGUAUAAAUAGGUGAAAAGAUUCAGGUUUUAUUUAGUAGUCAAUAGCAUAAAGAUGUUUCGGGGAAAACAAGUAUUUGUCAUGUGAAGCAUAAUUUUUUAUUGGUAAAGAACCACUGUACCCAUUCAACAAACCAUCUUAUUACGGAAAUAUAUGAUCAAGGGUUUGCAAAACUUUUAUACUUCACAAAAUACUUGCAAUAAAUUGUAAGUAACUCAGAUUAUACAAAUCAAGGGAUUUUUUUUUUUUAAAGAGCUAGUUCCUUAAAAGGAAGUGGAUUUGUGAAGUAUUAGUAGGAUAUAGUACAUUCUGUGAAAGAAAAAAAAAUUCUCAUCAAUACUUAAAUAUCCAAUACAAGUAAGAAAUAAACAUUUCAUUGAUAAAAAUGUAUGUUAGCAGUCAUAAACUGCAUUUUUUAUCAUUUUAAGAGAAUUUUGUUGGUGGUUUAGCAGGAAAUUGGUGUUUACAAAAUGUACACUUACGAAACCUGAGAAAUUACUGUAGUUUUAGAAUUAUUAAAUAUGAAAUAAGAUGGAAUACUAAGAGCAUAAAAUAAUUUAAACUUUAUUAACAUAAUUUUCCUUUUUAGUUUGAAAAAUAAGGUAACUUGUAAGGUUUAAGAAGAAAGCUGGAAUGCAACUUAGAGCAUGUUCAUAAUGUGCACAGAAUGAGCUUGAGAAUGGUUUUUUGGUUUAAACGUGCUGGUUAGUUGAUGUUAUGACUACUUAAAAUUUAUUUAAGGAUUGUGUCACACUCCUAUUGAAAAACCUCACUGUAACUGUAAUGUAUUUGCUGCUGACAUUUCAAAACAUUUUCAGUUUAUCGAAAUGAAAAACAACUUACAUUAUCAUUUUGCUAAUAACCAAAUUUGCAGUUCAGGGUCUUGAUAGAAAAACAAAUAUUAAACAGUGAAGCUGUUUUGAACUUUCAGUAAUAUAAAUUCU